CAAGCCCAGUGUCUUUCAUUUCUGAAGGCUGAGCUCAGCCUGUGGUUCACGCAGGGGUGAUGCAUCAAGUUUGGUCUGGGCCAUGACUAGGGGUUGCUCAGUCCAGCCCAGCUCCCCACUGCUGCAGCAUGUGCAUGGGGUCCCCCAGGAGGGGAGCAAGAUCGAUGAAAGGGGUCAAAAGCUAACUAGUUUGUCUUCUGUAGAAAUGUGUUUUUCAUACAUCUCUCAUGGGGCAUGGGCAGCAGAGGACCAUCUUUUUACAGAUUGAAAUCUGCUCUUUGCAUGCAUUUCUGACACAGGAAAGGGUGUGUUGACUCUGAGCAUUAAAAGGCAUAUGAUUGACAUUCAGAAUUGCCUUCUGUUGCCUUCUACAGACUCACUGCAUGUGAGGAAGCAGCCCAGAUCAGAAGGAAGGGGAAAGCAGGAUUCAGGAAUGGCUCUUACUCAGGGACACUUGACAUUCAGGGAUGUGGCCAUAGAGUUCUCUCAGGAGGAGUGGGAAUGUCUGGACCCUGCUCAGAGGGCUUUGUACAGGGCCGUGAUGUUGGAGAACUAUAGGAACCUGAUCUCUUUGGGAGAAAAGCCCUGGACUGUGGAGAGCCAAGUGAAAAUAGCAAGAAAACAACAGCGGUGGGAACGUGUCAAAGGUGUGAUCUCAGAUAUCUCUCCUAAAUGCGUGAUCAAGAAAUUACCCCCAACAUGGAAAAGUACCACAGGAGACAUAUUCUACAUAUUGAUGUUGGAAAGUCACGAAAGCCGUCCUAGUGGAGAUUUUUGCUUCAGGGACAUUCAGAAAAAUAUCCAUGACUUUGAGGUUCAUUGGAGAGAUGAUGAACAAAAUUGCAACCCAGUGCCUUUGGCAAAAAAAGAAAAUUUUACUGGUGGUAGAGGCCAACCUGAUACAGUGGAUGCUGGAAACAAGGCUGUUACAAAUGAACUUGAGUUAAACUUUCAGUCACAUCUCCCUGAACUAAGUGUAUUUCAAGAUGAAGGGAAAAUCGGUAAUCAAUUUGAGAAGUCUGUCAACAAUUGUUCCUCAGUUUCAGUAUCCCAAAGUAUUUCUAAAACCCAUAUCUCUAAUGAAUAUGGGAAUGAUUUCAACUAUUCUUCAUCACUCACACAAAAACGAAAAACGCACAUUAGAGGAAAACCUUACAAAUGUAAUGAGUGUGGCAAAUUCUUUAGUUUCCUCUCACACUUCAGUAUACAUCAGAUAAUCCAUUCUGGAGAGAAACCAUAUAAAUGUGAUGUAUGUGGCAAGGACUUUAAUCAUAAAUCAAACCUUGCACGGCAUCGUAAAAUUCAUACUGGAGAGAAACCUUACAAGUGUAAUGAGUGUGGCAAAGCCUUUAGUGUGCGCCCACACCUCACUCGACAUCAGAGAAUGCACACUGGAGAGAAACCAUACCAGUGUAAAGAAUGUCAGAAAACUUUCAGUCACAAUUCAUGUCUUGCAGUACAUUGGAGAAUUCAUAGUGGAGAGAAACCUUAUAGGUGUGAUGAAUGUGGGAAAGUCUUCAGUCAGAAAUCAAGCCUUGCAACGCAUCAGAGAAUUCAUACUGGAGAGAAACCCUAUAAGUGUAACGAAUGUGGCAAAUUGUUUAAUCAAACUGCAGCCCUUAAAAGUCAUCAGAGAAUUCAUACCGGGGAGAAGCCUUACAAAUGUAGUGAAUGUGGCAAAGUCUUUAGUCAAACUGCAUCCCUUGCAAAUCACUGGAAAACUCAUACUGGAGAGAAACUUUGUAAGCGUCGUAAAUUUGGCAACAGCUUCUGUUAAAGUGCAACCAUUGCAAAUCACUGGAGAGUUUAUAGUGGAGAGAAAGCUUAAAAGUGUAAUAAAUACGGCAAGGUGUUUAGUUAGACUGUACACCUCACAAAAUAUCAGAAAACUCACACUGGAAAGAAAUUGCAAAUGUAAUGAGCAUGGCAACAUCUUCAGUCAAAAUUCACUCCUCAACAUCAUAAAAUUCAUUCUUGACAUAAUCUGUACAAAUGCAAUGAGUAUAAAUAAACUUCAUGAGUUCAAGAAGUAAUUAACAUUAGAGAGUUCAUAUGAAUGUGGAGUUAUAUAACUAAUGUCUAUCACAAAGUAGUUUUGCUGGUUUUGCAACUCACUAGACGCCAGAAUAUGUCUUUGAUGUAUCACGCAAUUAUAAAGUGCAUGAUCAGACUAUUGCCCAUGUUUCAGAGAUAUAGAGGAUCAAAAGACUUACAUGAGAGGUGGUGCCUGUGGCUCACUGGG
Otolemur garnettii (small-eared galago) is the source of this 2242-nucleotide messenger RNA. RefSeq names its product zinc finger protein 160-like. Gene Ontology annotation, biological process: negative regulation of transcription by RNA polymerase II. Bases 335 to 1777 code for a protein of 480 amino acids. The transcript is spliced from 4 exons. Gene Ontology annotation, molecular function: DNA-binding transcription repressor activity, RNA polymerase II-specific. Lineage: Eukaryota; Metazoa; Chordata; Mammalia; Primates; Galagidae. The record is from RefSeq and is a predicted model, not a curated record.